Magnusiomyces paraingens is the source of this 717-nucleotide messenger RNA. RefSeq lists its product as uncharacterized. The record is from RefSeq and is a predicted model, not a curated record. Gene Ontology annotation, biological process: mitotic DNA replication termination; site-specific DNA replication termination at RTS1 barrier. The transcript has 2 exons. Gene Ontology annotation, cellular component: nucleus. Lineage: Eukaryota; Fungi; Ascomycota; Dipodascomycetes; Dipodascales; Dipodascaceae. The coding region runs from base 1 to 717 and encodes 238 amino acids.
AUGGGAAACGAUGGUGGCUCGAUUCCAACACGACGUGAACUUGUCAAGCCAGGCGACAAGGGGCCUUCCACAGCAGAUCUAUUUCAGUCCAAAACACUAAACCAUGAGUACUUAUGGACAGUAUGUGCUUUAAGUGAUGCACCACUUGGGCCAGAUGGAGUAAUGUGUGAUUCUAAAGGUCGAUUAUACAGUAAGAAGGCUGUUUUAGAGUAUCUUCUUGAUCAAAAGAAUCAUAGUGACGACCAACUUAAUAAUGUUGACAAUAAAAAUAAAAAUAACAACAACAACAGCCGCUCUACAAUCACGUCUCUUAAAGACGUAGUCGAACUACACAUGGGGAAAAGUACAAAUCCCAACGACUGGAUAUGCCCAGCUACCCAGAAACGCGUUGUGGCCGAGGCCAGUGGAACCCGGUUCGUGGCAAUUAUUCCAUGCGGGCACGUGUUUGCAGAAAGUGCAGUACAAGAAUUAGGGCUUGAAAAGUGUCUUGUAUGCGAUGGGCCAGUGGAUAAGCAAGUUGGGCUAGUUGUUCUCAACGAUGGUUCCGAAGAAAAUGCAGCGCGGGUUGCACUGCUCGAAGCUCGUGGGCUUGCACAUAAUCUUAAGCCAUUGAAGAAGGAAAAGAAGAAAAAAAAGACGAUGAAAAAAAUAAAAAAGAACAACGAGCAGAUGGAAGCUGUCAAGGAUAGUGGAAGAGUUCACAAGAGUAAGAAAUAA